UGAACGGUCCCUCAGUCUCAGUUUUAGUUGGUUCAGCAGCAACAUCGUAUCGGUGUGUGGCGCGCUUGAAGCUAGCCGAAUCGCGGUUUAUAUUCGUUUACGAAACCGUACGACGAGCCGGUCGGAAUAAUUUCCUUUUCGAAAAACCAGUGAUAAUUUUGGUGUGAAUUUCUAGUUUUUUUUUCUCAGUGCCAUACAGGAUUAUCCGAAAAUAUGAGUGCGAAAUUGGUGACAAUUUUGUGCGUUUUUGUUUGUUUGGAAGUGGUAUUUGCAGGAAAAGCUCAGAAGAAAGACGAAUAUGAAGAUGUUUAUGGUGAUAUGGGCGAAGCUGAUGUACAAAAAGACGGCACUCCAGACUAUUAUGACGACUAUACGGAUAACAAUAAUGUAAACGAUAACGCAGGAGUGGAAGUAGAAAAUAUAAAACUGCUGUCAAAGUCGGCAGUAUUUGCGAAUCAAAUUGGAGAGAGUGUUCUCCUGCCUUGUGAAAGUACUAGCAAUGAUCCAGUUCGAGUAUGGAAAAAAGGAUUAGCAAUACUAUACCAAGGAUCAGUUAAUACGCAGGAUAAGAAGAAUUUGAAACUUCAUCCAAACGGAUCUUUGUCUAUACAAAUUGAAGACCCCAGUGAUUAUGGUAUAUAUUAUUGCACGUUACUGGUGUCAGUAAAUGAGAGACCCACAGUUACCUAUGAACUGAUUGACAGAAAUCCCAGGAUUGCUUCAAUCCGCACUCAAACUAACGAGACAGUGUUUUCAGUUGGAGACGAACUAACCCUAACUUGUCAACCAGAAGGAAAUCAUAACGUUAAGAUUACAUGGCACAAGAAUAACGUAAGGUUAGCACCAGAAGGGGAGACGAUAACUAUUCCAAGUCUUACUGCGACCGAUGGAGGUCUUUACAGAUGUCUAGCUGAUAAGGGAAACGGAAUUAAACCAGAUCAUAUGCACAUCGAAAUUUUUGUCAAUCAUGCUCCAAUUGUUUCCGUACAAGAAUAUUUAGUGAAUUCUGAUCAUCUGAACGAUGUAGAAUUUGUAUGUAAAGUGGACGCUUAUCCAGCGCCCCAGGUCCAAUGGAGGAGGGACAACUCCAUCUUAAACCGCAACGAACCGAAAAUUAAAAUAAUGCAUGAAGAUGGCAAUUCCAGAAACACUCUUGUUGUUAAAGAUUUGAGUGAACGCGAUUUUGGAACGUAUAGUUGUAUAGCAACGAACGCUUAUGGGAGCGAAACAAAAAAUAUUUCCUUGGUUAGGAUACCUGUUGUGAGGAAGUUAGAAAAGAACAUCAACGAAUCUACUAAAGAUGUGAUUUUACAAUGGAAAGUUGAGUCAAAGCAAGCCAUUACGAGUCACGAAUUGCAAUACAGAAGGAAAGGGGAAACUACGUGGAAAACAAUUAGUCCGGCCGUCAGUGCUGGAGAAAACGAUGUUUAUUUGAUCAAGCACACAUUGAAAAAUUUGGACCCCGGAAUUUACGAGACCCGAGCCCGGUCGAAAAAUUCUCACGGGUGGUCCAACUACUCGGAAAUAAUGCCAUUCGAAGGAACUAAGCAUGGCGCACAUCAUCAGAAAUCAAAGCACAACAAAAAAGAGCCGAAACCAAAAGCUCAAGAUCCAUCACUAGAUACGCCUGCACAGCAUAGAAGCGAAGGAACGGUUGGAGAAUCCGUCUCUGCAAGUACACACCUUUAUUCAUCAACGUGCCUACUAAGUGUCGCUACGUUCUUCCUAGUAUACUUCCAAUUUAGGCAACUAUCGUAGGAUUCAAAUUGGGAACAAAUAUGGAAAAUAUAAUUUAUUUUUAUCCACGAACUGUAUCCUAGGCAGCUUGUAACUGGGAGAACUGUUAUUUUGAAGAAAAAAAAUAAAACCAAAGUAUUUAAUAUUUAAUAGGGCUUACAAACUACUUGAAUAUAUUCAUUUUCCAAAAAAGAAAUUGUAGAGGUUAGCAAACUUUUAGCAGAUGUUUAAUUUGUAUUUAUUUUUGAUAUCAUUUAGAUAACGUCAUUCUUUACAUUAUAAUUAAUAGACUUGUUAUGUUAUAGGAUUAUUAUUAGCAUCUAAUUUAAAAUACCCAUUUUUGUUCGAUAUAUGUAUUUAUCUAAUUCGGUUAACAAAAAUCAGCUGUGAUUUUUUAAUUGUUUUAUACAAAAUCAAAUGUAUCACAGACAAUCUUCGACUACACCCUUAAUGCCAUAAUAAUGUAAUUAAUAGAAUAGCAUUUUAUUAUUAUUUAUGUAUAAUUUUAGUUACCUAAACUACUAGGAGUAAAAAGCAAGCUAUUUUUUUAUGUGGUCAGUAUUUAUUAUUUUUUUGUAACAAGAAUUCUGAGUUUAAAACACAUUAAUCAUUUAACUCUCUAGAUUCUAAAACUAUUUUUUUGUUUUCGGUCAUGAGAAAAAAAUAUUUGGAAACGCUUAAAAAAAUUCUGAGCGCUGUAUAGCUAUCAUAAUUUCUUAGUAAUUAGAAUAUAGAUGAAUUAAUAGUUCUUUAAAUUUACUUGUACAAAGCUUUUAAUUUUUUUGAUUGUUUACAGUGUGAUGUGUAAUUUAUGAUAUCUACUUUUAGAUUUCCUUAUUUUUAGGUUUUAGCUUUAACUAUCAUAUAUUUAUCAUUUAUUAUCACAUAAGUUAUUAGGUUUACACCCUUUAAGAUAUCGGAUGUUAAUAUCAUGCUCUUGUAU
This is a messenger RNA of Sitophilus oryzae (rice weevil), 2680 nucleotides long. Its product is annotated as lachesin-like. NCBI's taxonomy places the organism in Eukaryota, Metazoa, Arthropoda, Insecta, Coleoptera, Curculionidae. Bases 214 to 1758 code for a protein of 514 amino acids. Gene Ontology annotation, molecular function: protein binding. Gene Ontology annotation, cellular component: neuron projection. The record is from RefSeq and is a predicted model, not a curated record. The transcript has 10 exons.